Molecule: messenger RNA, 4603 nt
Organism: Onychostoma macrolepis
Lineage: Eukaryota; Metazoa; Chordata; Actinopteri; Cypriniformes; Cyprinidae
Gene: inab
Product: internexin neuronal intermediate filament protein, alpha b
Exons: 4
Coding region: 663-2081 (472 amino acids)
Biological process (GO): intermediate filament organization
Cellular component (GO): postsynaptic intermediate filament cytoskeleton; cytoplasm; intermediate filament
Molecular function (GO): structural constituent of postsynaptic intermediate filament cytoskeleton
Source: RefSeq, a predicted model, not a curated record
UCUGUCAGGCUGAUUUGCAUAUAAAUUUUUGGGAAAACCAGAAAGAGAAAAGGGUUUUCUUUCUUUUGAGUGCAUUUGGUCCUUGAACACCAAAUAGACACACACACACACACACACACACACAAAAAAAAAAUAUCUUUGUUUAUAUUGGCAGGAUGUUCAGCUAUCAUGGGAGAAGUUGAAGGUUGAUGGGUUUUGGUAACUUUUCAGCAUGUAUCUCUAUAUUUAGCAAUAUUUAACACUAUACACACUUAACAAACAGUGGAAAUUAGAUAUUAACUAAUACCUAAACAUGGUUUGAACCACAUUUAGCUUCAAAAUCUUACAAGCCAUUGCCUCCUCGCAAUAACUUAAUGACAGCAGCAGUAAGAGACUAAACGCUUGUGACUAAAACGUACUCCUAUAAACUGAACUAAUUUGUUGACUUGCUCUAUUUAGAUGCCUUUUCCAGGUCAUAACCACAAAAAGUUACAUUCAGCUGUUGAAAAACAAGGACAAAGCCUCGAAGACGGUAGAAGAGCUCGCUGGGUCUGUCCAUCUGAAACAUCUGCAGUAAGGGAGGUUGAAUGCGAGGAGCAGCACGGGUAAAUUAUUGAUUGGGACAGUCCUGCUAUAAAAGGAGACGCCGCCUGGGUUCUGCUCCUUGUCUUCAAAACGCCAAGAUGAGCUACGGAUCCGACAUCUACUCCGCCUCUUCCUACCGGAAGAUCUUCGGGGACUCCACCCGCUACUCAGCCUCUCCAUCCCGGCUGAGCAGCUCCCGGAGCGGCUUUAAGUCCCAGCCCACGACCCGCUCCAGCACCCCAAGCUCCUACAAGCGCACCACCCGAUCUGCCUUCCCAUCUUCAUCCUUGACUCUGGAAAGCUUCGACUUCACCCAGAGCACAGCGCUUAAUAAUGAGUUCAAAAUCAUCCGCACCAACGAGAAGGAGCAGAUGCAAGGGCUCAAUGACCGUUUCGCGAUGUUCAUCGAGAAAGUUCGCAAUUUGGAGCAGCACAACAAAGUGCUGGAAACCGAGCUCGUGACCCUGCGCCAGCGCCAGACAGAACCGUCCCGUCUGGCCGAGCUCUACCAGCAGGAGAUCCGAGAACUGCGCUCCCAGCUCGAGGAACUUAACGCGGAGAAGAACCAGAUGAUGUUCGAGCGCGACAACAUUGAGGAAGACCUCCAGAAACUCCAGGAGAAGUUCGAGGAGGAGAUGAGAAUGCGCGAGGAGGCUGAGCAAACGCUUAGAGCUUUCAAGAAGGACGUGGACAACGCCACCAUGGUGCGCCUAGACCUGGAGAAGAAGGUCGAAGCCCUUCUGGACGAGAUCAACUUUAUGAGAAAGGUGCACGAGGAGGAGGUGACUGAGCUCAUGAACAUGAUCCAGGCUGCCCAGGUGUCCGUGGAGAUGGAAGUGGCCAAACCCGACCUCACCUCCGCCCUCAAGGAGAUCCGCGGUCAGUACGAGGUCAUGGCGAACAAGAACUUGCAGUCCGCCGAAGAGUGGUACAAGUCCAAGUUCGCCGAUCUCAGCGAUCAGGCCACCAAGAGCAACGAGGUCAUUCGCGCCAGCAGGGAAGAGCUCAACGAGUUCAGGAGGCAGCUGCAAUCCAAGACCAUCGAGAUCGAGAGCCUAAAGGGCACCAACGAAUCGCUGGAAAGGCAGAUUAAUGAGAUGGAGGACAGGCACAACGCUGAGGCCAUGGGCUACCAGGAUACAAUUGGGCAGAUGGAGAAUGAGCUGAGGGCGACUAAGAGUGAGAUGGCCCGUCACCUUAGGGAGUACCAAGACCUGCUGAAUGUCAAGAUGGCGCUUGACAUAGAGAUAGCUGCUUACAGGAAACUGUUGGAAGGGGAGGAGACACGUAUCACCACUGGGAUAAGCUACCCCACCCCCGCCUCAAUGUCCAGCUACAGCUACCAGUCCCGUAUGUACGGCAGCUCUAGCGUUAGUGGAAAGAAGGAGGUCAAGGAUGAUGACGACAAACAUCAGCAGAGCAGCAAACCCGGCAAAGGCUCGUCCCAGUCCGACGACUCCAAGAAGAGUGACAAGAUCGACUCUGGAGACGUGAACCCCACCAACCAGAAAAACUAAACAUCUCAACCCUCUUUCUUUCUUCCUCUCCUCCCUCUGCCUUCUCCAUUACCCUCUUUUCCCUUUUCCCGAGCAACCCCCCUCCACAAAGGGGGUCUCAGAGAGGAAUCUACCAUAUUUCAACUUAUUCUCCACUAAAGCCCCGUUCACACCAAGCACAGUAGCUAUAAAGAUAAUGAUAAAGAUACGGUUCUAAAAAUCGUUCUCAAUAUUAAAGAAUAGCAGAGUCCACACCACAACUAUAACGAUAAAAGCACAGAGAAACGAUAUUGUUGGAAUCACUUUCAGAAGCACUUUUUCCAGCUGAUGAACGAUAAAAACAUUGACACCCAAUCAGAAUCCAUCCUGCUAUAACAAGCUCGCGAAUUUAAAGCGGCAGAUGCGCGAGUGUAUAAAAUAAACAGACGAUAUCGUUCGCUGGUGUGGACGCUAAUAUCGUUAUCUUUAUAGUUAUCGUUCACCUCCCACUCAGUCACAGGCAGCAGUCCUUCUGUAGCAAACCACUUACUACUCAAUACACACUCUUCGAUGCAUACUGUAUGUUCUCUGUUUCCAGGGCUGCACUGUGAGUCUUAUCGCCACUUUUAACUGCACUAAAACAGGCUUCUCUCAGCACAUUGCGUUAAACAAAAUGUCUGUGUGUUUAGCUUUGGUGAAGGUAGCUUAUUGUGCUGCAGUGCAAAGCCUGCACAAAACUUGACUUGCAAUAAUAUUUUCUGUUUUACAAUAUAAGCUGAAAACAAAGCAGUUAUUGUUGUCUUUGAAUCAUGCCAGCCCUAGUAAUAAUGGCAUCUAGGAGUAUCUGCAUCAGAAUUGCAUCUCCAGUUAACUUCUCAGCAUGCUCAUAAUGCAUUCUUGCCAAAAAUUAAAUGAAUAAAAAUCUGAAACUAGACAUGUAUAGUUUCGAAAACACUCCACCCAGCCAAAUUCCUCUCCAAGACUGCUCUUGAUUCCAUUUUUAAACACAUUCUACCCACUUGCCCUUAAAAAGCAACAAGGAUUUGAGCCUAAUAGCAAGUCCUCACUGCAUGAGGUGUUUCUGCUGUUUGCAUGGUGACUGUAUGUGGGUCCAAGAGAAGUUUACCUAUACUUUCAUAGCGGUGUGCCUGCCAUUCCUCUCAGUACUUAAGGCUGCAUUAGUUCACCAGCCAAUGGGCAAGACUGAGAGCAAAAUGUUACACAGUACUGCUGAAGCCUUUCACAUGCUGCUAAAUGCUUGUGAUUAAUACAAAUUCUGACAAAUACUUUAUAGCCAAUCGAGUCAGGGCACUUAAUUGUAUGUAAACAGCAUCUCAUCCAUAUCAACUGUCAGAAUGAAGGAAUAUGGAAUGAUUGGGAAUACAUUGUAAAAACAUGGUCAAUAGAAAUAUAGUGUGAGUGUGAAACAAGAAAUAGAAAGAAAGGGCUUGUUUGAGCCAGCAUUAAGUUCAGUUUACCUUGCUGCUUCUGAGUCCAGAAUUGGUUGCGUUUGGGCGGCUGAUACAAAUAUUAUGAAUUUGUUAAGAAAAGUAACAGUAUAUACUUAGAAGUUAGAAAAUGCAUUAAUAUUUCAACAUUUUACUUGUGGAUGCCUGAAGCACAUUUACAGAGUGGAAAUGCUAUCAUUAGCACAACUAUUCACAAUGCAUCUCAAACACCUAAACAUCAUACUUGAAUCUAGUGUACUCUCAUACAAAGAAGUGCACUGUCACAGUGAACCUCCGUUAACCAUGGGUCAACAAUGAAUCCCUUUGGUUAACUUACGUAUAUUAAAAGGUAAUGCUAGUGAAAUAUCUUCAUAACACUUCUGCUACACUGCCAGGUUUUGAUACCACUUGCCUCUAUGUCAUGGCUUUGUUAAGCCUGACUUGCUGCACUCUUUCUAUAGACAGUUUGAACAGAUUGAUAAAGUUGGGCUCACUUUAAGUACUAUAUGAUGGGAAAUGAAGUGAAUGGAUUUCUUUCUCUAUCGGAAUUCAUUUUUCCGAUGAACACUGUGACAUCGGCAUGCUUAGCUGCGAGGGAAUGUCAGGCAAAUCUGGAAUUUUGUCUUUACGUUCUCACAGAUGCUCCUUAGGCCUGGUAUCCUGGUAAAUCUGAACAUUUUGGGAUUGCUCUGCCGGUUUUGGGAGAGCGAAAGAUGAUUGCAGAAAGCAUAGUGACACAAUGCAGUUUGAAGAAGGAGAAUUUCAAACCUGCACUGCCAAACUUUUGUAAUGCAUGUGCAAUCAACAUCCCACCAUAAAAACUGCUUUUACACCAAUAUAAAACAAUCCAUCUAAAACAUGCUACUGUUUAUGUAUGAAUGCUCUCGGUUAUAAAAAAAAUGCCUUAAGCCACCAGCAGCUUUCUGAAUCUGGCAGGAUGUGCAUUAACCUGUUAUUUCUGCUAAGAAUGUGACUUUGUUUGCUAUUUAGUGUGUAGGGGCCACUGUGUACUGGAUGACUGAAAACUUUAGGAGCUGAAUGUAGUUGAUGUAAUUUCUAUUUAGUCAUUAUCUUACUGCUGUAUGGCACAUGACCAAUAAAGACUUGACAUUAUGA